AUGGAGAGGCACAAAGAUUUUGACGAGGGGCAGAAGCCGCUGUUUCCUCGCAUAUUUGGUCAUGAAGCUGGAGGAAUUGUGGAGAGUGUAGGUGAGGGUGUGACUGAGCUCAAACCAGGAGACCAUGUUCUCCCUAUCUUCACAGGAGAAUGUAAGGAAUGCCGCCACUGUAAGUCAGCGGAGAGCAACUUGUGUGAAACUCUUCGGUUCGAUAAUGACAGAGGUCAUAUGCUCGCUGAUGGCAAGACAAGAUUCUCCAAAAAUGGACAGCCCAUUUACCACUUUCUUGGCACCUCCACAUUUAGCGAAUACACUGUUUCUCAUGCUGGCUGCGUUGCCAAGAUCAACCCUGAAGCCCCACUUGACAAAGUUUGUGUGCUUAGUUGUGGAGUAUCCACAGGUCUGGAGGAGUUCUUGAUUUGA
Quercus robur (English oak) is the source of this 423-nucleotide messenger RNA. Its product is annotated as alcohol dehydrogenase 1-like. The coding region runs from base 1 to 423 and encodes 140 amino acids. Lineage: Eukaryota; Viridiplantae; Streptophyta; Magnoliopsida; Fagales; Fagaceae. Gene Ontology annotation, cellular component: cytosol. Gene Ontology annotation, biological process: formaldehyde catabolic process. The transcript has 3 exons. The record is from RefSeq and is a predicted model, not a curated record. Gene Ontology annotation, molecular function: zinc ion binding; S-(hydroxymethyl)glutathione dehydrogenase [NAD(P)+] activity.